Molecule: messenger RNA, 1995 nt
Organism: Trichosurus vulpecula (common brushtail)
Lineage: Eukaryota; Metazoa; Chordata; Mammalia; Diprotodontia; Phalangeridae
Product: heterogeneous nuclear ribonucleoprotein A3-like
Exons: 1
Molecular function (GO): RNA binding
Source: RefSeq, a predicted model, not a curated record
UCUGGUCUCAAAAUGGAGGUAAAACAGCCGCCCGGCCGCCCCCAGCCCGACUCCGGCCGCUGUCGCCGCUGCAGGGGGAAGGAGGGUCAUGAUCCAAAGGAACCAGAGCAGUUGAGAAAACUGUUUAUUGGUGGCUUGAGCUUUGAAACUACGGAUGAUAGUUUAAGAGAACACUUUGAAAAAUGGGGCACUCUCACAGAUUGUGUGGUGAUGAGAGAUCCCCAAACAAAACGUUCCAGAGGCUUUGGCUUCGUGACUUGUUCUUGUGUAGAAGAGGUAGAUGCAGCAAUGUGUGCUCGGCCACAUAAGGUUGAUGGGGGUGUAGUGGAACCCAAGAGAGCUGUUUCUAGAGACGAUUCUGUAAAACCUGGUGUACAUCUAACCGUGAAGAAAAUUUUUGUUGGAGGUAUUAAAGAAGAUACAGAAGAAUAUAAUUUAAGAGACUACUUUGAAAAGUAUGGCAAGAUCGAAACUAUAGAAGUUAUGGAAGAUCGACAGAGUGGAAAGAAGAGAGGAUUUGCUUUUGUAACUUUUGAUGAUCAUGAUACAGUUGACAAAAUUGUUGUUCAGAAAUAUCACACUAUUAAUGGGCAUAACUGUGAAGUGAAAAAGACCCUUUCGAAGCAAGAGAUGCAAUCUGCUGGCUCACAAAGAGGUCGUGGAGGUGGCUGAGGCAAUUUUAUGGGUCGAGGAGGAAACUUUGGAGGUGGUGGAGGAAACUUUGGCCGUGGAGGAAACUUUGGUGGAAGAGGUGGAUAUGGUGGUGGUGGUGGUGGUGGCAGCAGAGGCAGUUAUGGAGGUGGAGAUGGUGGAUAUAAUGGAUUUGGUGGUGAUGGUGGCAACUAUGGAGGUGGUCCUGGCUACAGUAGUAGAGGGGGUUAUGGUGGUGGUGGAGGACCUGGAUAUGGAAACCAAGGUGGUGGAUAUGGUGGUGGUGGAGGAUAUGAUGGUUACAAUGAAGAAGGAAAUUUUGGUGGUGGUAACUAUGGUGGCAGUGGAAACUAUAAUGAUUUUGGAAAUUAUAGUGGGCAGCAGCAAUCAAAUUAUGGACCCAUGAAAGGAGGCAGUUUUGGUGGAAGGAGCUCAGGCAGUCCUUAUGGUGGUGGUUAUGGAUCUGGUGGUGGAAGUGGUGGAUAUGAUAGCAGAAGGUUCUAAAAACUCAACAGAAGAGGGCUACAGUUCUUAGCAGGAGAGAGAGCGAGGAGUUGUCAGGAAAGCUGCAGGUUACUUUGAGACAGUCGUCCCAAAUGCAUUAGAGGAACUGUAAAAAUCUGCCACAGAAGGAACGAUGAUCCAUAGUCAGAAAAGUUACUGCAGCUUAAACAGGAAACCCUUCUUGUUCAGGACUGUCAUAGCCACAGUUUGCAAAAAGUGCAGCUAUUGAUUAAUGCAAUGUAGUGUCAAUUAGAUGUACAUUCCUGAGGUCUUUUAUCUGUUGUAGCUUUGUCUUUUCAUUACAUCAGGUAUAUUGCCCUGUAAAUUGUGGUAGUGGUACCAGGAAUAAAAAAUUAAGGAAUUUUUAACUUUUCAAUAUUUGUGUAGUUCAGUUUUUCUACAUUUUAGUACAGAAACUUUAAUGAAAUGCGGUUUUGAAGGUGUUUCCUUGUUAGUUAACAAGUAGAGAAGAUCAUUGUUAAUUACUAUUUUGUAUGAAUUUUGCUAAAGUUAACUGUAAAGAAACACCUGCUGACUUGCAGUCUAAGGGGACUCUAUUCUCCCCAAACCAAACCAUAAUACCCAUUGAUACGAAUGGGAGUUGACCAGUGGAGAGAAUAGGUAUUUGUAUGUUUGCAAUGUGUGUUUUAGAUAACAACUAGGAUUGGGUAUUUAAAUUACUAUAUUUGUGAAUUAAUAGCAUUAAGCUUUAGCUUUCAAAUGAAAAUUUCAAAUUACCUUUUAGGUUGUGCAUAUAUUUUUUUUAAUUGUAUUUCUCUAUGAUUUAGUGUGUUAGCUCUGCCAAGUCCUAGUUGUGUUUAUUAAAAAGGUAAAAAAAAA